Arabis nemorensis is the source of this 1266-nucleotide messenger RNA. Lineage: Eukaryota; Viridiplantae; Streptophyta; Magnoliopsida; Brassicales; Brassicaceae. The record is from the annotation of a GenBank genome assembly.
AUGUCGGAGCCAUUCAUCGUUAAGAAGAUUGAUGAUGAAGAAGAAGCGACCCUUCAUGAUUAUGAUUCCGAUAGUAAUCCACAGGGCAAUACAUCUUUCUCCAAGACUUGUUUCCAUGGCAUUAACGCUUUAUCAGGUGUGGGUAUAUUAUCGGUCCCUUAUGCUUUAGCAUCCGGAGGAUGGCUAACUUUGAUCAUACUCUUCACCGUAGCCAUCACAACUUUCUAUUGUGCCAUUCUCAUAAAGAGAUGUAUGGACAUGGAUCCACUUCUUAGAACUUACCCUGACAUUGGCUACAAAGCAUUUGGAAACACAGGACGUAUCAUUGUCUCUAUCUUCAUGAACCUCGAGCUUUACCUAGUUGCGACUAGUUUCCUGAUCCUAGAAGGUGACAACCUCAAUAAACUCUUCUCAAACGUUGGAUUCAACUUCAUGGGUAUCGAAUUCGGAGGCAAGCAAAUGUUCAUUGUCCUUGUAGCUCUCAUUAUUCUUCCCUCGGUUUGGUUAGACAAUAUUAAGAUUCUUUCGUAUGUUUCCGCGAGUGGUGUCUUUGCUUCCGGGUUGAUUCUUGCUUCUAUCUUUUGGGUUGGAGCUUUUGAAGGAGUAGGGUUUAAGAACAAUGACUCAGAGAUCUUUCGCCUUAAUGGAGUUGCGACUUCCGUGAGCUUAUACGCCUUUUGCUAUUGCGCUCACCCGGUUUUCCCAACUCUAUACACUUCCAUGAAGAACAAACGCCAAUUCUCAAACGUUAUGGUUAUAUGUUUCACAAUAUGCACAUUCAUAUAUGCAUCAGUGGCGAUAUUGGGUUACUUAAUGUAUGGAUCAAAUGUUGAAUCACAAAUAACAUUGAAUCUUCCGACCGAUAAGUUAAGUUCAAAGGUGGCGAUAUGGACUACAUUGGUGAACCCUAUUGCUAAGUUUGCUCUCAUGGUUACGCCUAUCACCGACGCAAUGAGAAGCCGGUUUUCUCGGUUUUUGCCUAACAAAAGAACCGCCGGUUUACUUCUGAGUACGAUGUUGGUCACUAGCAAUGUGAUUGUGGCAUUACUUAUUCCGUUUUUCGGUGAUCUCAUGAGUUUAGUCGGAGCAUUCUUGAGCGCAACUGCAUCAGUUAUAUUGCCAUGUUUGUGUUACCUAAAGAUCUCUGGCAAAUACCGAAGCCUCGGUUUCGAAACACUGGUUCUCAUCGGUAUUAUACUAACCGGUAUCGUGGUUGUGAUAACCGGAACUUACCAAGCUGUGAAGGACAUUUUUGGCCGGUUUUGA